AUGUCACGGUCACGAUCAGCCGAGCACGAUGCUCGCAACUCUGCGUUGAAGACGGCGCUUGGCACUACUGAGUUGGCUCGAGCAGCGUCUCAGCCCACCGCAACAACAGUGCCAUCACGAUGCAACGAGAUCGGACUCUCCUGGGAGGUGCAGGAUCUGGCUGACUCUCAUGGCGCCCGAAUUUAUUGGCUAGGAGCUCGGACGGCCCCCACAGUCCUGCUAUACUUCCACGGUAUUGCGCUCAGUCUUCUGCUUUGGCGUGGAGGAUUUGGCUUAGGGGCAUUCCCCGGUCACAUUGACUUUCUCGAUUCGUGCAUCAAGAAGACCGGCAACGAACUGGUUGUUGCCCUAUUAGAAUACGGUUUGAGUCCAACGCAUCGAUAUCCAGUUCAGUAUAAUCAGGCGAGUAAAGCUCUAAUCCAAGUCAUGACCAGUGGCUAUGAACCCAGCAGCAUACUGAUCGGUGGCGACUCGUGUGGUGGGAACAUGGCGCUCGCCAUACUUUCCAGCUUUUCUCAUUCAACGCCGUUGAUACAGAAAUUGGAAUUGAAGACACCCUUGAAGGGGGCGUUACUCAUAUGCCCUUGGGUGACCUUCUCGCCCGAUUGGGAGUCUUGCAGGUCCAGUGCCGACCAAGACAUCACCUCAGUCAGUGUGAAUCUUGAUUGGGCGAACGAGUAUAUCUCGUCUGAUGAUCACAACAACUACUCGGAACCUGUCCGCGCCGAAGUUAGCUGGUGGAAAGGCCUCGCCGUGGAUGACAUCCUUGUGCUCUGGGGAGAAAACGAACUGUCAAGGAACCCGGUGCAAAAGCUGUCUACCGCACUUAGUGAUGCCGGACUGAAUGUCACUGCUCGUGAGUGCGCCAAGCAGGUUCACAUUGACUGUGUGCUGGAUGCACAGACGGGGAUGUCCCACGGUGAGAUGACUGAACAUUCCUGGGAGUGGCUGAAGCAGAAGUCCAAAUGGAAUAGUGCAGGAUGGAGCUUCCAGCAGAAGUUGCACCAACUGGCCAUGGCCGCGAGUACAGCCAUGAUGGAAAAUGAAUCAGAUUCAUUGUCUAUGGGUGAGGAAGAAAGAAUUGCGGAUCAGGCUCUGUUUCAGGCUCUGCCUGAUUCCUGGUGA
Molecule: messenger RNA, 1125 nt
Organism: Cercospora beticola
Lineage: Eukaryota; Fungi; Ascomycota; Dothideomycetes; Mycosphaerellales; Mycosphaerellaceae
Molecular function (GO): lipase activity
Source: RefSeq, a predicted model, not a curated record